Molecule: messenger RNA, 1368 nt
Organism: Cylicostephanus goldi
Lineage: Eukaryota; Metazoa; Nematoda; Chromadorea; Rhabditida; Strongylidae
Source: the annotation of a GenBank genome assembly
UCUCUUACUUCGUCAAAGAUGAUCUCUAAAGCGAGAAACCUGCUUUCUAUGUUUUAUGCAAAUAAUUCAAAUUUUUGGGGAUUUCUCGCAACAUCACAACUCAUCCUAAUUCAUCAAAUACUCACGACUAAUAUUGAGAAAAUGAAGACCACCUCUGGGAAAGAACAUAAAAGCUGUUUAUUGUUGCCACCGGUGAGGUUUUAUCUUUUUGGUUCUAAGGUACCAAUUUUUUAUCUGCAUUCCAGGACCGCGCUCAUAUUUUCCUCGAAUUUGGUCUACAGCAAAAACUUUGACAAAAAUGAUUCGGAACACAUUCAACGAUUGGAUCCGUUUGUGUCACUAGUCACACAAUGUCUUGAGUUCAAAUAUGAAAAGGUGAUCACAAAUGCACUUCGCUGUCUGAUCGGGAUGCUUUAUCUGUCGCUUCCAUCCUUGCAAAAAUCUCUCAAACAGAUCUCUGAGAGAUUAUUCAUUCUACUCUCUGAAUACUCUGUACUUGGUAGCGCGGCCAAUAAGGAGUCUGUGCUUGCCCUGAAUCAAUUGCUUUGCAAAACAUUCACGCAACUGAUUUUAAUGGGAGAUACUCCUUUUUUGACGGAUAAGCAUGUUUCUUUAUUGUUGAGCUAUGUGGAGAUGGAUGUGCUGGAUACUAAUAGACAAGCUACGGCUUUCGCGCUUAUCAAAGCUCUUGUUCGAAAGAAAGUUGAACAUAGCCAAAUUUCUGAUGUUAUGAAGAAGUUACGAGAGCUUUCGAUAACUUCGUCCUAUCCACAUAUUCGCACGCAGUGCAGGGAGGUGCUAUGCGAAUUCGUCGGCAAUCAUCCUUGUUCUGAUGAUCCGCAGAAGCACAUCGAGUGGUUCAUUGCACAGUUGGCUUACGAGCUUGAAGAUGGCCGCCUCAGCGCUGCAGAUAUGCUCAAUAGCCUAUUUUCUCGGCUGAAACCCGUGAGACUCCAUACAUUUGCGGUGUUGAAUAACUCAUGCUUCUACAACAUCUCCAAAAUGGGCCCAAUGCUUUUCAACGAAGAGAGUGUGAAGUGUAGAAAAUUUAUUGCGGGAGCUAUCAACAAGCUUCUUUCCUCAGUAAGCGAUUCAACUCGUGCAGACGUUUUCUCUGCUUGCUCGGAUUGGCUUGAGUUGCAAGAAGAAGAGAAGGUGGGUGCCCUCGAGGCUUUCGGCCCACGAUUCAGGUCGAUUCUCCCAUCCUUGCAUGUGUUACAACAAAUUUAUGUACCUUCCUUCAGUGAACGCACCAUCUCUGGUAUGUGUUACGGCGUAGCUUCUAUGCUUCAAAAUAUGGGAGAAGAAGCGCGUGAAGUGCUUGCUUUGGAAGACUUCUGCUUGCUUUUUGGUAAGGAAUUGUUGUGA